Molecule: messenger RNA, 3983 nt
Organism: Raphanus sativus (radish)
Lineage: Eukaryota; Viridiplantae; Streptophyta; Magnoliopsida; Brassicales; Brassicaceae
Exons: 8
Coding region: 1-3765 (1254 amino acids)
Biological process (GO): DNA integration
Molecular function (GO): nucleic acid binding
Source: RefSeq, a predicted model, not a curated record
AUGGGAAGCAACGUGGCAACAACCAGUUCCGCAUCCGGUCAGGUCGCUGAUCGGAGCUCUCGUCUACCUCCUCCGCCGACUGAAUUUAGAUCCGGGGUAGGAGUAUCCCUCCCAUCCGAAGGUCUGUUCUAUAAAUCGAAAUUCUGGUCAGAGUUAACACUCAAUACUCCUCCAACUAUCGAUGAUGCUCUUCAUAAAGCCACCAGAUACAUUACUUUGGAGGAGGAAACAGCCGCAUUGGAUAAACUCCACAAGAAGCCUCAGAAUCACUCAAAAGGUGAAUCCUCUGAGGCAAAGGGACCUCACAAAAGGGGGAACCCCCGAAACAACCAAACUCAGGGAGAACAUUCCUACGCAAUCGAGGAAGACAAGGAAGAGAAACCUGUCGCCGCAGCGAACAAAACUCCCUGGUCAAAAGGCUUUGAUAAAAACAAACAUUGCUCUUAUCAUGAUCGAGAAGGGCACUCAACUGAGGAAUGUUGGGACCUCCAACGACAACUGGCAGCUAAAUUCGCAGCUGGAGAAAUAAAGGGCGUGGACCUUAAAAAGCCACCACCUUAUCAGAAAAGAGGUUCCAGAGACACCUCCCCAAAGCGCGAGAGGUCACCCGAGAAGGAGACCGAUUCGCCACCUCCAGCUCCCAAGAAAAGAGUCGACAUGAUUCUUGGGAAAUUCCCCCAAGGAAAAAGUUUACAAGUCGAAGCUCUCUUGAGCAAACCGUCCCCUCAAUCGAGCCCCGACUCGAGGGUGGACUGUAUCCUUGGAGGAUCAGACAUAUGUCAAGACUCCGUCAAUUCCAUUAAGAAUCACGUACGGAAGGCUGUGUCUAACACUGGACCUAAGCCUCCUAACCCCGAGUCCAAUACUAAGAUUUCUUUCUGGGAAAGCGAGACCUCAAACCUCGACAGACCUCACGAUGAUGCGUUGAUUGUCACCCUGAACAUCGCAGGAUACGAGGUCCCUAAACUCAUGAUAGACACAGGAAGCUCUGUCGACCUUAUUUUCUAUAACACCCUAAAAGGGAUGGAAAUAGACGACUACGAAAUUAUUGGCCAAAAAACAAAAAAGGAGCUCAUUGAUUUCUUGAAAAGCAAUGUCAAAACCUUUGCAUGGUCCACCAGCGACAUGAAAGGCAUAGAUCCGAACGUCACCACCCAUAAGCUAAAAGUAGACCCUACUUUCAAACCGAUCAAACAAAAGCGUCGCAAGCUAGGCCUCGAAAAGGCUCAAGCUGUUAACGACGAAGUUGACCGACUUACGAAAGCUGGAUCCAUUCGAGAGGUACACUACCCCGAUUGCUUCCCGUUACCUCACAUCGACCGUUUGGUUGAAGCAACAGCUGGCCAUCGACUCCUAUCCUUCAUGGAUGCCUUCUCAGGAUACAACCAAAUCAUGAUGGAUCCUGAGGACCAGGAGAAAACCGCAUUCAUAACCGAACGAGGAACCUAUUGUUACAAGGUUAUGCCAUUCGGAUUAAAAAACGCAGGAGCUACCUAUCAGAGGCUAGUAAAUAAGAUGUUUGCUGGACAACUUGGAAAAACCAUGGAGGUCUAUAUUGACGAUAUGCUAGUCAAAUCCUCAGCUGGAGAAGACCAUAUCUCCCACUUAAGGGAAUGCUUCGAUAUCCUUAACAAGUACGAUAUGAAGCUCAAUCCCACUAAAUGUACUUUCGGGGUACCCUCAGGCGAGUUCCUAGGAUUCAUAUCCAAGUCCACCGAUAAGUGCCUCCCAUUCUACAAACUUCUAAGAAAUAAUAAGAAGUUCCUAUGGGACGAGAAAUGUGAGGAAGCCUUCAAACAAUUGAAAGCGUACCUCUCCGAACCUCCGAUCCUAUCCAAACCUGUAGUAGGAGAGCCACUAUACCUGUACCUCGCUGUAUCGACUGCUGCAGUUAGCGGCGUGCUGGUACGAGAGGAACAAAACGAACAAAGACCUGUCUAUUACACCAGUAAGAGUUUGAUAGACGCCGAAACAAGGUACCCUGCAAUGGAAAAAUUAGCUCUGGCAGUUGUGACAGCUGCCAGAAAAUUGCGACCUUACUUCCAAUCGCACUCAAUCGUCGUAAUGACCUCACAACCAUUACGAAUGAUAUUGCACAGCCCUAGCCAGUCAGGGCGAUUGGCCAAAUGGGCCAUAGAGCUCAGUGAAUAUGAUAUUGAGUAUAGACCUCGAGCAGCAGCGAAAGCUCAGGUCCUUGCCGAUUUUAUCAUUGAACUACUAAACGCUUAUAGUUAUUCACAGUUUCACGGAGAAUAUGAAACGAGGGACGAAAGAAUGGGGGCAUAUCUCGAAGUCGUCCAGAACCUCACCAGGCAGUUUGACAAAUUCGAGCUAACAAGAAUCCCACGAGGAGAGAACUCCUCAGCAGAUGCGUUGGCUGCUUUAGCCUCCACGUCAGACCCCCUCGUAAAACGGAUCAUACCCGUAGAAGGAAUCGAAAAACCAAGCAUCGACAUAGCUACUAAAGCCGAGAUAGACGGCAAGCUAACAGAGCAACCUGAAGGUACCUGCCCUGAAACGACCCCGGACAAUAAUGAAGGAAUUGGAGGUAUUCCUCGGAAUUCAGACUCCCUGGAGCCCAAUCCUACAAAUACCUCCGGGGGCACCACGACACCAGGUCCCGAACAGGAACCUCCUUCGUCUCUUCAUAACAAAGUUGUAGGGAGAGAGGAUUGGAGAAUUCCAAUCACGCAAUACAUCCUGGAAGGAAAGACCCCACCCAAUAAAUGGGAGGCUCGGAAGCUCAAAGCAUUAAGCGCGAGAUACUGCGUAAUCGAGUCUGUCCUCCACAAACGAAGCGUUUCCGGACCUUACCUAAAAUGCGUCCAUGGCCUCGUUGCUAUGAGACUCAUGAAGGAAAUGCACGACGGCUCCUGCGGGAACCACUCUGGAGGAAGAGCUCUAGCCAUCAGAAUCAAAAGACAAGGAUAUUUCUGGCCUACCAUUAUUGCAGACUGUGAGGCCUAUUCCUCUUCAUGCGACAAGUGCCAGAGGCAUGCACCGAUUAUACACCAACCUGCGGAAAAGUUGUCCAACAUAUCCGCCCCUUACCCAUUUAUGAGAUGGUCCAUGGACAUCGUAGGACCACUAGUAGCGUCAGGAAGUGGAAAGAAGAAGCUACGCUUCCUCUUAGUCCUAACAGACUACUUCACGAAAUGGAUAGAGGCUGAAGCUUUCCAGCAGGUAACCAGAGUCGAGGUCGAACGAUUUGUGUGGAAAGAAAUCGUGUGUAGACACGGCGUCCCAUAUGAAAUCGUAACUGACAAUGGAGGACAGUUCAUAUCCCACGACUUCAAAAUAUUUUGUGACAAGUGGAAUAUUCGCCUGACCUUCUCAACACCUCGACGACCUCAAGGAAACGUGGAAGCUGUCGUCCCAGCCGAAACCAUUGCUGGUAGCCUCCGCCGGGAACUCUGUACAUCCGACCCCGCAGCUAAUGAUCAGCUCCUAACAGACAGCCUCGAUCUAAUCGAGGAAAGACGGGACCGAGCUCUGAUUCGCAUUCAGAACUAUCAGCAAGCAAUGGCACGACAGUACAAUUCCAAAGUCAGGCCCCGACAGUUCGCUGUAGGUGACCUAGUACUUAGGAAAGUUUUCGAAGGAACCAAGGAACCAGAUGCUGGAAAGUUAGGAACCAACUGGGAAGGUCCUUAUCAGAUCAUCCAUGUGGUACGACCUGGCGUUUACAAGCUCCGAAAGGUGCGAACCGGGGUACCUGAAAUCAGAUCGUGGAACGCCACGAAUCUUAAGAGAUAUUAUCAUUAGGUACCUAAAACUCCUGAACUACGUUAGGCUUGAUCCCUUGACUGGGUACGUAGGCAACUCCGUCAUGAGUGCAGCCCCAACCUCAUUUCAACACUUUGUUCACCACAACCAAAGGGGGCAUAUGUCUGAUUAAAAUCACAUAGCUCAAGCAGCAAGUGUAUGAUCAUUAUAAUACAGCAAUUGUAUGAUUACUAUGAUACCAUGUAUCCAAUUACCAA